GCUUCACCUGGACAACCCUGGGGCGAGGCCUUUGUGUAUAUAAGGACGGUGGCAGCAAGAGACACAACAACACUCGCAUCACAACUUCAGCUCUUCCAGCUUCACCGGAAAACUCGCAGACACUGAGAUGCUUUUCUCUGUUCUUCUUGUGGUGGGCCUCGGCCUGGUGCCCGCUCACUCCGUACCAACAGGAGAACAUCUCGGCAGCUCUCUCCUUCAAAACUGUUUUGAGCAGGCAAAGAAAAUUGUGGACGAUGCAUAUUUUUACUCCAGAGCAGAGAGUCUGAGGCGAGUCCGCAAGGAGGUGGUGAGGCCUCACGAUGCUCUCCGCCUCCUGAAGCAACCCCGGGGUGAAACGCGCUCAGCCGUGAGAUCUGCGGACUACAUGGCUCAAACCCUCCGUCUGCUGCAGGAGAGGGUGCAUCAUCGGCACAAGCGCUCACUCAACGCAACAGAUCUGCUCAGUGAAGAAGACCUGACAAAUCUUUCCAAGAUAACUGGAUGUGCAGCUCGAGUCAGAGUCCCAGAAUGCCGCACCACAGCAAAUGUCAACAAGUAUCGCACGAUCACCAGCCUCUGCAACAACCUAAAAAACCCUCGCCUCGGAGCCUCCAACACCCCCUUCAGCCGCUUGCUGCCUGCUGAAUACGACGACGGCAUCUCCCAACCAAAAGGCUGGAACAACCGAACAUUGAACAACUUCUUGCUCCCACUGGUGCGACAGGUGUCCAACAACAUCCUGAACACAACAGAUGCCGCCGUGGUCAGCGACAGAGAAUUCACUCACAUGGUGACCUUGUUUGGCCAGUGGAAUGACCACGAUCUCACCUUCACGCCCUUCUCCCCCAGCAUCCGCUCCUUCAGCAACGGGGUGAACUGCGACGAGAGCUGUGAGAAAACUGAGCCAUGCAUCCCCAUCCCGAUUCCUCCCGGCGACCCUCGUCUGCCCUCCCGCCCAGACAGCUGCAUCCCUGCGUUCAGAUCGGCCCCGGCUUGUGGAACAGGAUACUCGGCCUACAAUUUCGGCGGAGAGCCCAACAAGAGAGAGCAGAUCAACGCUCUGACAGCCUUCCUGGACCUCAGCCAGGUGUACGGCUCUGAGGAGAAGCUCGCCCUCAACCUUCGCAACCUCACUAACGACGGCGGCCUGCUGCGUGUGAAUACUGAGUUCAACGACAACGGGCGUGAGCUGCUGCCCUUCAGUACCCUCCAGGCCCAGAUGUGUGCCACUCGCAAAAGAGUCACCAAUGACACAAAUGCCAAGGAGGUGCCCUGUUUCAUUGCAGGUGAUGUGCGCGUGGACGAGAACGUCGCUCUGACGUCAAUUCACACGUUGUUUAUGCGCGAGCACAACCGCCUGGCCAGAGCCCUGAAGAGACUGAACCCACACUGGGACAGUGAGACACUCUACCAGGAGUCCCGCAAGAUCAUGGGCGCCUACACACAGAUUUUUGUGUUCAGGGACUAUCUGCCGCACAUUUUGGGUGACAACGCGGUGCGGACACAGAUAGGCCCUUACUCCGGCUACAAUCCCAAUGUUGACCCCAGCAUCUCCAACGUCUUCGCAACAGCAGCUUACCGCUUCGCCCACUUGGCCAUCCAGCCAUUCUUAUCCCGCCUGGAUGCAAACUACAGGGAGAAUAAUCGGUUCCCCAGUGUGUCCCUGUACAGGGCCUUCUUCACGCCCUGGAGAAUCGUCUUCGAGGGCGGCGUUGACUCUCUGCUGCGUGGUUUGAUUGGCCGUCCUGCCAAACUGAACACUCAGGAUCACAUGAUGGUGGACGCUCUGAGGGAACGGCUCUUCCAGUUUGUGCAGCAUCUGGCUUUGGACCUGGGCUCUCUCAACAUGCAGAGGGGACGUGACCAUGGCUUGCCUGGCUACAACGCCUACCGCAGGGUGUGUGGCCUGUCUCAGCCCCGGAACCAGGCGGAGCUCGGUCGGGUUCUGAACAACAACAAUCUGGCCCGAAGGCUGCUGCAGCUCUACGGUUCGCCCGACAACAUCGAUGUCUGGAUGGGAGGUGUGGCGGAACCGUUUGUCCAGGGCGGCCGAGUGGGACCUCUGUUUGCCUGUCUCAUCGGAAGACAGUUCCAGAGGAUCCGCCAGGGUGACAGGCUGUGGCAUGAGAAGCCCGGCGUCUUCACCAGGAGACAGAAAGCUGCUCUGUCCUCCGCCACCUUGUCCAAGAUCAUCUGUGACAACACUGGCAUCACGUCUGUCCCGCAUAACGCCUUCAACGUCAUCUCAGGCAAGAACCGGCUCGUCCGCUGCAACAACAUCCGAGGCGUGGACCUGACGGCGUGGAGGGAGAGAAUCUGCUCGGACAACUCAGAAUGUGACCCAGUUGAGCCCUCAGCACCAGCAGAGUCUCCAGGACAACGAGGUCCAGUAGGACCUCAAGGUCCACGAGGCCGUCGAGGUCGAAGAGGUCAUCGGGGUCACCCAGGUCCAAGAGGCCCUCCUGGUCCACCAUCAUCCCCCAGCAAUGCCACACAACCACAAUCGGCCUUCUCUGUCCUCUUGGGCGAGUACAAACAAUCUGUAGAAAGAAUAAUUCAUUUCCACCAGGUCAUCUACAAUGACCAGAACCACUACAGCACGCAGACGGGCUUGUUCACCUGUGUCGUCCCCGGUGUCUAUCAGUUCAGCUUUCUGUGCACGUCCUUCAUCGGUGCUGGAGGUGUGGACCUGUGGCUUAACAGUAAGCUGGUGCUGCAAGGUUUCCGGGUCAAUCAGGGAGGUCACAACUUGUCGUCAGGGGACACACUUCUCCGGCUGAAGACAGGAGACAAAGUUUGGCUGGAGGCCGGCAACGGGACCGUCGGCCUGAGCACCAGGAGCUUCUUCUCAGGCCGCCUGCUCUUCCCUUUGUGACACAAACACUUCUGACUGAAAUGUCGCCCAUCGAAUUACAAAUGACGACCGUCUGCUUUAGAAUAUGUUUUCAAUUCUCACCCUCUCUACACUGAAAUAUUAGGACUCUAUAUUACUAUUAUUAUCCUCUUAACCAAUGGACCAGACUAGACCAUACAACUGUACACAUGUUACUGAAAGAUUCACACGUACAAUUGUUUUAGUUAUUAGCUUAAUGUGAUUGCAGCAAACAUUCGUGAAAUUUUCUUACAGCGUGCAAUUGAUUGGACCGAAAUUUUUUGUCAGUAAGCAUUCUUUUGAAGGAAGGAAUUACCAGUAUUAUUAUGAAUAUUUUAUGCACUGAUGAAAUGUAGGUGUGCCUUGAAAAUGUUGUGCUUUUUCUGGUCGGUUUGUUUGACGUUUGCCGUAACUUUCCUACCUUUUGUAUUUUGCAUUAAAUAAAAGCUAAGUGUGCUGAGCUGCA
Molecule: messenger RNA, 3338 nt
Organism: Scophthalmus maximus (turbot)
Lineage: Eukaryota; Metazoa; Chordata; Actinopteri; Pleuronectiformes; Scophthalmidae
Gene: mpx
Product: myeloid-specific peroxidase
Exons: 15
Coding region: 128-2875 (915 amino acids)
Biological process (GO): response to oxidative stress
Molecular function (GO): heme binding; peroxidase activity; protein binding
Source: RefSeq, a predicted model, not a curated record